This is a messenger RNA of Hibiscus syriacus, 1540 nucleotides long. RefSeq lists its product as uncharacterized. The record is from RefSeq and is a predicted model, not a curated record. The transcript has 11 exons. The coding region runs from base 374 to 1456 and encodes 360 amino acids. NCBI's taxonomy places the organism in Eukaryota, Viridiplantae, Streptophyta, Magnoliopsida, Malvales, Malvaceae.
CAUCACGACAACAAAAUCCUUGUCACCACCCACUCCCUCUUGCUUCCUCUCUCAACUCCGUCCUGGCUCCUGCUUCUCUGCCACGCCUUGCUUCAUCCCUCUUAUCGUUUAACCAUUAUUAUAUAUUUGUCUAAAUCCACUGCAUUUUCUACUCCCUGCCUGUCGGUAAAAAGACCAAAACGGCAACGGCCUUGGCAUUCAACAAAGAUAAAUAUCUCUUGAGGAGAGAAUCCAAACGCUUUUGCCAUCAGUUUGUUGCUUUCUUUUUGUUUGGAUCAAAUUCGAAAUCCAAAUUCCUUCUCUCUCUCUCAAAUAACAGAUCCUUCUUCUUCUUUUCUUCUAUGCUUUAUGCUGUCAAGAUCUUAACACAGAAAUGCAGCACCGAGUAGAAACUUCCUCCGGACCUCGAAGCUCCGCUUAUAUCAACGCGCUCUCACUAGAAAUCCAGAAAAAACUUCAGCGGGCAUUAGCAUCUUCAUCUCAGAGACGCAACUUAUUAGAAGAAUUAUUUGCAGAUAUAGCUUUAGAAAUCGAUGAUCGAGCCAAAGAUAUAAUUUUAAGUAGAGAAAAUCAAAUAUCUUCCGCGGCUAACGGCGUUAAUGGUCGGUUGUACUUUUAUGAUGUUCUUGCUGAUUAUUAUGUCCGACUACCCCCUCGUGGAAAGCCUAUCCUUGAUUUGAUUGUUCAACUGUGGAGCCAGUCAUUUGCAUCUCACAUUUUUGUUCUGUUAUUCCAUAACUGGUUAUUUGAAGUUCAACUGGAUGAUGCAGAUGUUCAGCUCCGUUAUGCUUCAGCACUUGUUCAGGGUGCCACAAAUGUUUUCUGGAUUGACAUCCAAUCAAAUACGAAGUGUUUCCAGUCUCUCUUUCAGUACCUUCUCAAUGAAGUUGUAUUGGAGCCUACAAGGUUAAAUAAAAUUCCAAUACAGGCCCAGAGGGAUCUGUACCUUUUAAUGUCAAGGGUCAUAUUCUUUUACAACUCAGUUGAUAAACUCGAAAGCUUCUUAAAGCUAUGUCCCACAUUUCCAAAUGCUUCACUGGUUGGUGGACCAGCAGAUAUACUUAUUAUUGAACUAGCAGACCAGCUUCAAAAAUUGAAAGUUGAGCCUGUCGUACUGCAUUAUCUUGGUCAAAUUAAGGUUCUUCGAGGUAUGGAACCGAGGAUUGCAACAAGUGCAAGGCUGAAAACCUGUUUAUAUAGCUUUACAUCACCUGGUGGCCCCAUGUAUCCUACAAGGGCUGUGCGUCAUGCAGCUCGGGAUGCCCUAGAUUUGCUUUUUCCUGUUGGACGAUACCCUCGACGCCUUAUAAGUUUGUUCUUUAGACUAUUAUAUCCCUGGUAUUUGCCUUCUUCAUGUUGGUACUUCAUAACCUAUUGUAUCAAGGUUUUGUUUUAUUGCUUGUUGAGGUUGAUCUUUUCUAGUUGGGGGAAGCUUGGAAAGUCGAAAAGGGCCUAAUCAUCGCCCAGAUGACAGACGAUUGGGGUAAUAUUGUAUGCAUUAACUUCUAAAAAUUUAUUGAUUUCAUGGGUUAUGGAUUAA